GUUACACAUAUUUUGCGAUGCUAGCGAAAAAGUUUAUUCGGCCGCAGUUUAUUUCGUUAGCAUGAAUAAUAACACAAAGACGGCUAGAUUAGUUACGGGAAAGGCGAAAGUAGCGCCGUUGAAACCAAUUUCGAUACCGCGAUUAGAGUUGCAAGCCGCGGUUCUUGGUUCCCGCUUAGCAGAAUCAGUAAAACGGGAAUCUGACUACAAAAUUACAAAGUCGUAUUACUGGUCGGAUUCAAAAACGGUAUUAGCUUGGAUUAGGUCCGAUCCGCGUACUUUCAAGUCGUUUGUCGCGCACCGGCUAGCCGAGAUCGAAAGUACAACGACCCCGGCCGACUGGCGAUGGGUGCCGAGCGCCGACAACGUCGCGGACGACGCUACCAAGGGCAUUCCGGUGAAUUUUAGUUCGACACACAGAUGGUUUACAGGACCUAGCUUUAUUUUAGACGACCCCGCGACAUGGCCGUGCGAAAAGCGGACCGCGGCUCCCUUACCCCCUUCAGGGGAGGAGAGAAUAAUUAAGCAGGUUCACGUCUGUGUAGACCAUGUAAAUAACGAUUACUUGCCUAAAGUUGAAAGGUUUUCGAAGUAUAAGCGCCUGGUACGCGCUGCUGCCACCGUCUUGCUCUCGGCUGAGGCAUUUAAAGCCAAAUUGCUCAAGAGAAAAGUAAAUACGGAAAUCUCUCCUGAUCACAUCAGACUAGCAGAAUUGCUGCUUAUCAAGAGGAGUCAGAACAUCUCGUUCGCGGACGAUAUAAAGACGAUAGAGGCUGGGCAACGACCUCCGAAGAGGUCCCCCUUUCACAAACUUGCUGUGAAACUCGACCGCAGCGGGAUAUUAUACCUCGAUAGCAGAGUUAAGGAAGAAUAUAAUCUGCCUGUCCUACAUGCAAAGGAAGAAUUUACCCGACUGUUAGUGCAUCACACGCACGCAGUAUUUAACCACGGCAAUCACCAAACCGUGAUGAACGAGCUCCGACAGCGCUACCACAUAAUUGGACUACGCAGCAUCCUUCGCUAUAUCUCGUCUGAUUCUCGUAAGCAGCCAGGAAUAAAACGUUUCGGUGCUUGCGCACGAGGGGGAGACUGUAAAUAAUAGCUUAGUUUUAUUCCUUCUUUUUAACAAUCUAUAUUUCAA
This is a messenger RNA of Aricia agestis (brown argus), 1141 nucleotides long. RefSeq lists its product as uncharacterized. The record is from RefSeq and is a predicted model, not a curated record. Lineage: Eukaryota; Metazoa; Arthropoda; Insecta; Lepidoptera; Lycaenidae. The transcript has 3 exons. Bases 62 to 1099 code for a protein of 345 amino acids.